Trichomycterus rosablanca is the source of this 2852-nucleotide messenger RNA. It is a transcript of the gene ubxn7, whose product is annotated as UBX domain protein 7. Bases 1 to 1533 code for a protein of 510 amino acids. The transcript has 11 exons. Gene Ontology annotation, biological process: proteasome-mediated ubiquitin-dependent protein catabolic process. NCBI's taxonomy places the organism in Eukaryota, Metazoa, Chordata, Actinopteri, Siluriformes, Trichomycteridae. Gene Ontology annotation, molecular function: ubiquitin binding. The record is from RefSeq and is a predicted model, not a curated record. Gene Ontology annotation, cellular component: nucleus.
AUGCGCGGUGCUGGUGUUGUUGACAGUGGCGGUAAGAUGGCUGCUGUCGGGGAUGCUGCAGCUCCGGGGCUGAACGGGUUAAUCCAGCAGUUCACCAGCAUUACCGGAGCCACGGAGAGCGUGGGCAGACACAUGCUGGAGGCCUGCAACAACAACCUGGAGAUGGCCGUCACCAUGUUCCUGGACGGAGGAGGACUGACCGAGGAGCCGAGCACCAGCUCCGCCUCGGCUGGAACCUCCACAAGCAGGUGCCAUACAGACGAUGAUGUCCGAGCGCCCAUCCCUCAGAAACAGGAGAUCCUGGUGGAGCCGGAGCCUCUGUUCGGAGUACCCAAGCGGCGGAGACCGGCGAGAUCCAUAUUUGACGGAUUUCGGGACUUCCAGACCGAAACCAUCAGACAGGAGCAGGAGCUGAGGAACGGAGGAGCCAUGGAUAAGAAGCUGAGCACCCUGGCUGAUCUCUUCAGACCCCCCAUCGAACUCAUGCACAAGGGAAGCUUCGAAACGGCGAAGAACUGCGGUCAGAUGGAGAACAAGUGGUUGAUGAUCAACAUCCAGAACGUUCAGGACUUCGCCUGUCAGUGUUUGAACCGGGACGUGUGGAGCAACGAGGCGGUGAAAGCCAUCAUCAGGGAGCACUUCAUCUUCUGGCAGGUAUACCAUGACAGCGAGGAGGGGCAGCGCUACAUUCAGUUCUACAAGCUCAACAAGUUCCCCUACAUCUCCAUCCUGGACCCGCGGACAGGUCAGAAGAUGGUGGAGUGGAACCAGUUAGACGUUACCUCCUUCCUGGAUCAGGUGACGGGGUUUCUAACCGAACACGGACAGUUAGACGGACUCUCCAGUUCACCGCCGGCUAAACGCGCUCGAUCUGAGAGUCUGAUCGACGCGAGCGAGGACAGUCAGCUGGAGGCGGCGAUCCGAGCGUCUCUACAGGAAACGCACUACGACUCCCAGCAGGAGAAACCGGAGUCCGAUAACGACUCGGACGCCGAGGCUUUCUCCGACAGCGAGGGGAUGAUCUCGGUGGACGGUUCCGACACCGAGGAGGGAGGGAAGGACUCUGUGGACGGGACCGCCACGCCUAUACAGACUCCGCCCGUAUCGGUGGAUAGCCCCGCCCAGAACAGAAAGUCCCCACACAAAGAGUCGAACCACAGAAAAGAGGAGAGCAAGAAGAACCACACGGAGGCGCCGGAGAGCAGCCACGCCCACACAACACAACCGCACCACCAACCGGGACCUGUAACCACGACUACAACGCCCCAGACCACACACGCCGAGGACAACGGUCCGAAGGCUCAACUGAUGCUGAGAUACCCGGACGGUCAACGGGAGCAGAUAGCGCUGUCAGCAAACGAUAAGCUCAUGGCCCUGGUGAGACACGUCCAGGUGAACGGGUACCCCAACGAACGCUUUGAACUGGUGACCAAUUUCCCGCGGCGGAAGCUGACGCACUUGGACUAUGACAUCACGCUGCAGGAGGCGGGGCUCUGUCCUCAGGAGACUGUGUUCGUACAGGAGAGGAACUAAAGCUCCGCCCUCAGCUCCGCCCCCUCAGUUAUGUUUCCGGCUCGCCGCCGGGGGGGAGCGGGUCGACCCCCUCUCUGCGGACGGACCGCGCCCCGUAUUUAUUUGUGAACGACUCGGCCGCGCCCCGCUCACGUCGGGGACCGAACGGCGUGGAGUCGUGAUGGAUAAGCUCGUACUGCCGGCCCGGCCGGUCUGAUCCGGUCUGAUACUGAUGAUUCCCUCCAACAAGUAACCAGUACAGCGCUCAGAUUACCCCCCCACACACACUUUAUUUUUUUAUGUACAUGCUUUUCUUUAUUCCAGUAUGUAUAACACGCCCUCGUCCACGUGCCCCCCCCCAUCAUGGGUCUGGUUUCAUCAGUACACCCCCACCGAACAGCUCUGGAAUGAACCGGAACUUCAACUGACCAUACAAUUGUGGCCAUCUUUUGACUAAACGGGCACAAAUUCCCAUACACAGACACACUCAAGUCCUGUGAGAAGCUUCUCAGAGGAGUGUCCACAUACUUUUGGCCAUAUAAUGUAUGUGGACACUACUUAUAAUCAUCAAAUCUGUGUGUUCUGGCCACGCCCAUUUCUGACAAGUGUAACACAAUCAAUAAUGUCAAACAAACGAUAUGGUCCCACUUUCUUUUAAUGGUUUGGGGAAGGUCCUGUCCUGUUCGACCAUGACUGAGUGUUCGCUGUGCACCAUGACACAGAUCUCCCCAGGUAUCCACACACACUUGGUCGUAUUGUGGAUCUGAUCGGCUGAAUGAUUAGUUUGGCGUGCAGGAUCAGUCCUAGUAUCGAUCCACCUUAAUUUGGGGGGUCUGGUGCUUUAAAUAAUCAAAUCGAAUCUCAGUGGUGCUCUCGACCCUGACCGGGCAAUGGGCACAGUUGGACGUGACUGAAGGAAGGGGGUGUGAUUAUUUUUACAGAGUGGGUGCCACCUGAAUUCACUGUUCAUGGUUCUCAGUCAGAUUGGGAUCCUUCUGUCACCACGUUUCAGUGGGUCCGUGGGUCUGAAUGGUUCCUGUGAUGUUCCUGGUGUUAUGGAUUGGAGAGGGGACGUGGACACGGGUGUGUGGUUUGUUUGUUUUUUGUUUUUCCCCCCUGUGGUCACUCUGGAGUUCUUGUUCUUGGAGGGAAUCUUCAGAUCACGUUACAAACAUGUAAAAAAGAAAAAAGAUGGAACACGGACGUUUCUGCGCCGAGCAGGACGCUGUUGGACGUUAUCUUUAACUCUAGUACGUUUCUCUCUCUUUUUUUAUAAGCUGCAUCAUUUCCACAAAAAAAUCAAAUAUAACCAUAAAAAAAAGGGUGUGGUCGUGUUCUUG